GUAUAGUGUGAAGACUUUCUGUUCUAUCUAUAAAAUGAUGAACAAAGAAAACCUGCCAUUUAUUUCAAUGAAAUGGAUUGUUUUCGUUUAUGGCCACUGAAAAUGUCAUACAAAUGUCACAAUUAUUUAUUAAGUGACUGAAAUUCGCUUAUAAUAAUCUAUGACAGGUCAGAAAUAAUUGAAUUAUGUUCAAAAUGUUUACAUUUAAAAUACAGAACCUGUUUAGGAAGAUAUCUUAGAUACACUGUAUGACUAAAUUUCCACUACUAUCCAUUACAUUUGCUUCCAUUUGAAAGUGGAUACUUCAUUUUUAAAAUCAACCGAUGGGCUUAUUAACGUUAACUCAUUUAUAUUUUGGAACUAGAAAUAUUAAUUUGUUUUCUGGAUGAUAAUUUAUUUUCCAUUUUAUUAGUCGUCAUAUAAAUGAGUAUAUUUCGAAACUUGAAUAAUCUAUUCCUGCACCAUUUUUAAUCGUGGUAAUUUUUGUUGAUUCGAUUGGAUUACUAUGUGCUACUAUUGGAAUAAUUGGAAUAAUUGUGAACAAAAAUCUUAAUCACAACUAUAUUACUUAUUGAUAUUCAGUAACAUUACUGCAACCAAAUAAAAUAAUUUAGUGUUUAUAAAUGGUCGAAAAUUAUAUUAACUAAGCGAAAAAUGUUUGAGAAUUUUACGUAUAUGAUACAUGGAUCCCGUUUAAUAACGAACAUUAAACGUGAUUUCAUUAAAGCAUAAUCCAGUGUCGUUAUAAAACUUAAGCAACUAUUUUUUUCAUUAAAAGAUGAGUAGAUUUACACAAAACUUUCAGUAGGUACUUGUUAUGAAUGUAAAAUGGAUACAAUUAAUGAAACAGUAAACAUGGUAAUAUUUCACAAACUCAUAUGCUCUUAUUCUGUUUACUUAAGUUAGUCUUGUCAACCAACAAAAUAAUCCUGUUUAUUAUCAGCUCUCUCAUAAAAUCUUUAAUUCAUGUAUCAUAAAAAAACACAACGCAGGUCAGUGUUCCCUUAAAGCUAUAUUUUAGUAUCGAAAAGAGGAUGAGACAUACUGAUUCACAAGAGGAUUUAGUACAACCAGAUGAAACACAUUUAGAGGGUGUUCCAAUCUUUAUUCAGCAUCCUAAACCACUAUAUUAUACAACGAAAAAUAAACCAGCUACGAUUGAAUGUGUCGCCGAACCAGUUUCACAUGCCGCUAUCAAAUGUGCUGAACAAACAAUACCAUACAAAGGUCCCGGUGAGUCCGGAAUAUUGGAGAUUCAAAGAUUGAACUCAGAUAAUUUACCAGAUCCAGAUGGUAAACGUUGGAAAUUACGCUUGGAAGUCAGAGCUAAAGAUGUGGAGGAAUGGUUCGACACAUAUGUUUGUCAUUGCGAAGCGUGGAACAAAGUAGUUAAACUACAAAGACCGAAAAAAGUUAUCAGCAAUACGACAGAAAUCAAAGAAGCAUAUUUAGAUGAAAAAUUCCAACUGGAACCGGUUUCUACAGAUUUAGCUGUCAGUAAACGUCUUGUACUAACGUGCCUACCACCUGAAGGAGAUCCUAAUCCUGAAGUUUAUUGGUUAAAAGAUGGAAAGCGUGUUGAUACUAAAUCGUUUCCACAUAUUGUAAUUAAUGACUAUAAUCACUUGAUCAUAGAGAAUACAACAACUGCAGAUAGUGGAAAUUAUACAUGUGUAGCAGCCUGUCUUAAUGGUGAGAAAAGACGUGCAGUUGCUCGAGUCAAUAUUUUCCCCUACAACUCUGCCAUGAAUCGACCGGUAGGUGGUGAUUUGACUAAUUGGGGUGAGUGGGGAACAUGCUAUAAAGUCAUAGCAGAAGGAAGCAAUGCUCGAACAGUUUGUCAACAAACCCGUUAUCGUAUAUGUGCCAAUCAAAUAACAUCAAAAAAUGAAUUUAAAUCAAUUGAUAUAAGUCAUCUAAUAACAGAUCAGUGUCCUUCGCCUUUAUUCCAAGCAAGAAAUUGCUCUUCCAGUCAGUGUAUCAAUUCCAUGAAUAACGUCGUUUUCAAGGGAAUUCACCUUUCAGAUAUAAAAUCACCAACUACUACAUCAAAAAUAUCAAGUUCACAAAUGUUUAAAACUGGAGAAAUCGCAAUUUAUGUUGGUUUAUUUUUGUCCUUAGCUGUGCUAUUAGCGGUUAUUGCUCUAAUAACGAGGCGGAAAAGCUUGAAAUUUUCUACUGCUCGGGCGAUUCGUUAUUCCGCUUGUCUUCAUAGUAAACGUUCAUGUCGACAAGAGAUAGUUAAUAAAAAAGCCCAAGACCUGCUAUUACCCGGUGACAUGUCACAAACUAUGAUUACAAUAAUGAAUCCAAGUGUGGCCGAUACACAUAACCAGGAAAUGAACAGAAUGAAACCAAGUUAUAAUAGUAACAAUAUAAAUAAUAAAACGUUUGGAGUAAAUGUAAUAAACGGUGCAAUUAAUGGUGUACUAUUUCAACACCAAUACAACACUACUCCAAUCAACAAUAUUCCUCUAAGUACAGCUGGACAGAGUUUGGUCUUUUCUAAUGGAACAUCUUUGGGGACCGCAACGUCAAUUUUAGCAAACUUACCACCACCACCUGCUCCCCCACCUCCUCCUCCGACUCCACCACCACCACUACCUCUAUCCUUACCACCGAUUCCAACUACAUCAAUCAAUUUCGAUAGUAGUCACGCAACAUCAGAUAUUUCUGGUUAUACUGGAUUUCCGAGUACUUUACCAAGUACACAACAUUUUAUGAAUUUGGCAUCUUGUCAAAUAAAUGGAUAUUUGACCUCUGACCCAUAUUUACAAACAAAUAUCGAGUUUACUAACCAAGUGGUGAAUUCAGGAACUGAACCCACAUAUGUUGAAUCAGAAGUUGGGCUAUCCAGAAUAGGUUGUGGACCACACUUCUCAACACCUUUAGCUGUUAGCAAUUUAGGUGGUCCAAUCGAGAGUUCUUCUGGUCCUUCCACAGCAAACACAGGCACAACUGUUACUGCAAUUGGAUCUUGCAAUGGAGGAAGUAGUAAUGGAUCAGUAGGAUUGCCUUUAAAUAGAUGUCUCACAAAUAAAAGUCCUAAUAACUAUAACAUAAAUUUUUUAAACGUGGAAAUUGAUGAGUGCAACGAGAAAUGUGAACCAGAAUCUGGGCUAUACCAUGAAUUAUCUUUAGACGCAGUUUCAUCUGAUCGAUCAAUUUUAUGUGAAAUUAAUGAUCCUCUAGAAUUGGAUACGACUAUUCGUAAAACUAUAUCAUGCGAUGGUGACCAAUUAGCUUUACCACAAUCAGGUAUUUUCUUGACCAUACCACAAGGUGCACUACAAUCGAAUUCACUCGUUGAAGUUUAUCUGGCAGUAUGUAGAGAAGAUAAACAUCGUCCUACAUUAGGUGAUCAUCAGACAUUACUAAGUCCCGUUAUUCAAUUCGGACCAGUGGGCUUAAAUCUGUUAAAACCUGUACUUUUAUCGUUUCCUCAUUGUGCUGAACUAAAUCAAAGUAAUUGGUUAAUACGAGUCUUGGCAUUAGGACCGAAUUUGAAUCGUUCACCUAACAAUCUGAAUACAUCAAAUAUAAACGGAUAUAAAUCAAACUACAGUGCAUUACAUACAAAUUUUGAUAAUUUUAUAUGGCAGGACGUGGGAAUAAUUGGUUAUGAAUCAAAUGUUACUAAAUUCAUUUGUCACCUUGAUUCAAAUAUGGCACAUCUGAUGACUGAUGUUGCACGGCGUUAUUGUCUAGUUGGUGAAACACAGAAACUUCUGGGCGGUAAUCGUUUAAUAUCAAAUCAUAAAAAUUUAAAUCAUACAGAAUUCCAAAAUUUUUCCAAUAGCGUAAAUACGAAUGGUUUGCAAAAUAUAAAUAUCACAAACUUUACUAAUAACAACAAUAUUAUGACAGAUGGUACACAGGAUAGUGGAUUAUUAUCUGACAUCCAGCCUGCAACAAAAAUUUUGAAAUUAGCUGCAUUUUCCGGACCACUAACACCAACAAUUGACUACAAUAUAAGAGUUUAUGUGCUAACAGAUACUAAAGAUGCAUUGGAACAUGUUUUAUACGUCGAGAAACGAUUAGAAGGAAGACUGUUAGAUGAUCCAAAGUCAUUAUUAUUCAAAGACAAUGGUGGAGGGUUGUGUUUUUGCAUUGAAGAUAUUUCUCCUGGAUGGAGAAGCCGAUUACAAACUAAAUCACAGGAAAUACCAUUCCGGCAUAUCUGGAAUGGUACACAAAUGUCUACGCUGCAUUGUGCAUUUUCACUAGAACAUUUGGAUUCGCGACAGCUAAAUGUGUCGUGCAAAAUUAAAGUUUAUCAAGAGAAUUCCCAAUUACAAGAGCAAAUUUUAAAAAUUUCAAACCAAAGAUUUGAGCUGAAAACCGAACAUUCAAGAACAAGAUUCUUCAAUUCCGAAGACCGUAGUUCAGAUAUUCGCUGCUUCCUUAGUUCGUAUCGACUUCCUGUAGUGACUACUCAAAGACUGUGUAAACUAUUGGAUACGAAAGAAGGUGAAUGGCAAAAACUAGCAAAACAUAUGGGAAUGCAGAGGUAUAUAUUUUAUUUGAAAUCACAGCCAAGUCCAACAACAGUUCUUCUAAAUAUGUGGGAAGCUUGUAAUCGUAAUGAACCAAGUGUGAAUGAAUUAAAAGCUAUAUUCACCGCCAUGGAUCGAGCAGAUUGCGCAAAUCUAUUAGACUGAGAUAUAAAUAAUCAAAAUAGUCGUCCUUAAUUUCAAAAAAUAUAUAACUUGAAAUAGAAAUAUAUAUAUAUAUAAUCACAAAUACAUACAUACAGCAAAUAGAUACAUGAACUUGAAGAGAUGAUACAUUUCCAAAAUACAUAUCUUUAAUUAUGAUUUUAUUAACUCCGGAGUCCUAGUGCAUUUAGAAUUAGUAAUGGGCUGCGUUCAAAUGUAUUACCUGGUACACAGUUAACAUAAUUUUCUGCAUCAAACAAAUAUAUAAUACAAAUAAUAUGAGUAACUUUUGCUAAAUUUCAGCAAGCUACUGACAAGUCUUUCUUUAUAUCCAAUGUUCACUGUAAACGAUUAAUUUCUACACUGAUCAGUACUGCCUAUGGAUUGUUCAUAACCGGUAAUAAAUUGGAAAAUACCAAAAUAUAAAUCAAAAGCAAUUCAGCCGAAAAAAAAUUAACAUCCAGAUAUACUAUAAUAUAAAAUGGAAACUCAGUGUUCAACCACUGACAAAUUAAAGAAAUUGCAUUUAAUUUUCACAACAAAUUGUGAUGUUGAUUAGAGUCUAUACCCCAUACACUUUGAAUAAAAGCAUAAAUAGUUAUACAAGUAUUCGGACUGGAAAAAAUUCAGUAAUCUCCUUGUAUUAUUACACGAAACAUUUUUUUAGUUCAACUAAGCACCGAGUUACAUUUUGCCAUGUACGCCCUUUUAAUUGCCCUCUUGUAAGUGGUUGCUAAUAUAAUAUAUAUGAUUUGUACAGAAAACAGUUUUGAAGUAAUGAAAUCAUCAUGAAUGCAUCAAUUGUGAAUAAAUGAGAAUUUAUA
Messenger RNA from Schistosoma margrebowiei, 5482 nucleotides. NCBI's taxonomy places the organism in Eukaryota, Metazoa, Platyhelminthes, Trematoda, Strigeidida, Schistosomatidae. The record is from the annotation of a GenBank genome assembly.